CCGCCCAAACCAGCCUGACCAGCUCUCCUGGUGCCCGCAGCAGCCCCCCCACCCCCACCUGUCGUCCCCAACCUCUCCGGGCACCUGCUGCCCAGCUGGGUAGCCCGGCCCCACAAGCAAGAUGGCCCUACAGAGUCAGGGUUUGCCCCCCAGUGGGUGGACCCCAGCAAAUCCAAUGCCCAUGGUCGAGAGCGCCCUCUACCGUCAGCGGCUGGAGGUCAUUGCUGAGAAGCGGCGGCUUCAAGAACAGAUCUGCGGCGCGCGGAGGGAGCUAGAAGAGGAAAAGCUGAGAGUGCAGCGUCUCAAGAGGAAGUCCCUACGGGAGCGAUGGCUGAUGGAUGGGACAGCUGAGGGACCCGACGGGGCUGAGCCAGAGGCGGAUCCCCAUUCCCCCCAGGGCCAGGCCCAGGCCAGAAUCCAGCACUUGAAAGACAGUCUGUUCACACUCCAAUCACAACUCCAGUUACUACAGAGUGCAUCGACAGGUGCCCAGCGCAAGACUACUGCCUGGCCCAUUUGGCGCCGACAGGUAUCUCGAUCUCUCUCUCAGACUGCCAUGGAGUCAGGCCUUGAAGGCAAGGAAGAACUUGAGAAACGAGCCUCCCUACCCAUUAUGCCAGUGGUCUCCGUGCCUGAUCCCUCCACCCCAAGGAUCUCUGAGAAGUUGGGAGGAGAGGCAGCUACAAGCCCUGAAGCGCCAAAGGAAGAGGUGUCCACAGCAGAUACUGUUGAGGCCAAUGGUCCAUGCCCAGCACCCCUCCCUGUGGAGCUGGAGCUGACCCAGAAUCAGGUGGACAAAGCAGAAGACAGGGGUCCAGGCACUAGGGAUGGAGUGGGCAGCUCUGGGGGAAUGGGCCAGGGAUCAGGUAUAGUAAAGGUAGAGUGGGAUGGGCUGAGGUUCCUAGAGGAAAGUUCCAGGGAGGCCUCCACAUAUACAGAAAGGGGGAAGGCAAAAGAACAGGAGGUUGAAGAGAUGAUCUUAGAGGUGAUAGGGGAUCACCAGGUCACAGGAGAUACAAAACUUCCUGAAUAUAUGGUGCAGGACAGGAGAGUCCAGGAGGUAGAAGACAUAGUCUUAGAGGCAGUAAGGAGCCGGCCAAUAACGGAAGUCUCAGAACUUCCCGAGUGGGUGACCAAAGACAGGGGUAUUGUUGAGGUUGUGUGGGAAGGGCUAGGGGGAAUUGAUGGCAGUGACAUGGGAGACUCAGAGGAGAUGGGUAGGGAGGAAGUAGCAAUAGGUCAUCCUGCUAGCCCAAGGCUGGCACCCAAAGAGCAGGGCACUGGAGGGAGUCCUGAGCUGGGAGACCAAGGAGAGGGCUCCUUCAUCUGGGUAGAGAGGGUACUCAUCACUGAAGACUGGGAGGAAGUACUGGUUGAGGACUCAGAAGGAAUGGCCAAGGAAUCAAAAGAAGGUGAGGUAAAGGAAACCUUACAGCUGGGGGUAGAGUAUGAAGGAGGGAAAGAACAGCUGGAAGCAGAGAAAGAAGGAGGGAUAGAGGCAGAAAAGCUGGGGUCAGAAGGGAAGACAGAGGAAGUCUUUCAGAAAGAUGGAGAGAGAGAGGGACAUUUAAGAGCAGAGGAAGUAAAAGGAGAGAAGGAACAGCUAGGGGAAGAAGCAGAAGGAGAGGGGGGAAAACAGCUGGAGGCAAAGGAGGAAGGAGGGGAGGAGACACAGAUGGAGGUAAAAGAAGAAGCAGGGGAGGAGAAAAAGCAUGAAGGAGAAGAGGAAGAGAGUAAACAGCUGGGGUCAAAGGAGGAGGAGGAGAAGAAGGAAGCAGGGGCAGAAAAGGAAAUGCCAGGAGACAAGGAUCCAGGAGGAGAGGAGGAGAAGCAAGAGCAAGAGAUGAAGAAAGUGACCCAGACUGAGGCAGGCCCAGAACCACAGGCUGAAGAGGUGUCCCAGGCUCCAGCCUCUGAAGCAGGGCCCCCAGAACGCCAGCCCUUGCUCCAGCCAGCCACACGCAGUGUGAACCCUGCUAGCCGCCCCGUGCCCACCUAUGCCCCUGCCCAACGGGCUGAGCCCCCACCAGACAGUGAGCAGGCCAGUGGCUCCAAGCAGACGUGCCAGUGCUGUGUAGUGAUGUGAGCCAACCCUCCAGGCAGCCGAGAGACCUUGUGGAGGCAGGGGGGAGCCAGUUGGGGUGAGGCUCCCCUCUCCCACCCUGACCCUAUCAAUCUCACAGCUACCUCGCCCACCCUCCCACCCUGGGCACCGCCCUGGGCAGGGCGGGAGGACCACUGCCCAGCCCAGCCAGAUUCUACAUGGGGCCCAGGCAUCGGCCACCACACCCUCAGUCCAGGCCGGACUAUGGAGGUCCUGCUGCCCUUUGGGCCCUUUCCUGUUGCCUCGGCAAUCCUGGCCUGUCUCCUUUUCCUCUCUCAGUUCCAUGCCCCCAAUCUUGCCUUAAUACUUGAAAAUAAAAAGGAGAACAGAAUGACAUGGAGAAAA
Molecule: messenger RNA, 2449 nt
Organism: Gracilinanus agilis (Agile Gracile Mouse Opossum)
Lineage: Eukaryota; Metazoa; Chordata; Mammalia; Didelphimorphia; Didelphidae
Gene: PALM3
Product: paralemmin 3
Exons: 7
Coding region: 122-2086 (654 amino acids)
Biological process (GO): response to lipopolysaccharide; Toll signaling pathway; negative regulation of cytokine-mediated signaling pathway
Cellular component (GO): membrane
Source: RefSeq, a predicted model, not a curated record